Messenger RNA from Haliotis rufescens (red abalone), 10495 nucleotides. Its product is annotated as PHD and RING finger domain-containing protein 1-like. The record is from RefSeq and is a predicted model, not a curated record. Bases 249 to 5435 code for a protein of 1728 amino acids. The transcript has 14 exons. Lineage: Eukaryota; Metazoa; Mollusca; Gastropoda; Lepetellida; Haliotidae.
UCAAUUGGAUGGCUUCAUCCGGGCACCUGCACUAAGAUGGCGGAUUCUGCAACAUGGCAAAACUUGCCAAGAAUGUGCCAAGCUUUUGGAUAAAAGUAGCGGAUAUUUUACUUAUAUCUUGAUUACGGACAUAGUACGGAUCCAUAUCAACAUUUUACAGAUACAUUUUACAGGAAUACAUUUGACUUUUUACAAGCAGAAUGUAAUUUCUACAACAUUGAUGUGAAAGAGAUUAAUCAUACACAACCAUGAGUAAGGUUAACUUUGAGAUGGAAGGGAUGAUGGGAGGUGAUUCUGAUUCGUCGGAUGAAGACAGAAUGCAAAUAGACGAAUCCGCAGCAUCAUCAUCAGGGGGACCGCAGACAGCAGAGGAUACAGAACUAAAAGAGGAGGAAGAGGAAGGCAGUGAUGAUGAUGAUGAUGAUGGUGACGAAGAAGAUGAUGAAGACGACGAUGAUGAGGAUGAUGACGACGAGGAUGGCGAAGACGGUGAGGAAGUGGAUGAGGUUGAAGGGGAGGAAGAUUCUGAUGAAGAGUGGGAGUCUGAGGAAGAGGAGGAAGAAGCUCAGGCUGAAGGCUUAGUUGUUGAGAGCGAAUCCGACGACGAGAACGCUGACAAUUGUCCAAUCUGUCUUAAUCGCUUCAAGGAUCAAGAUGUCGGCACUCCCGAGGCCUGUGACCACAACUUCUGUCUUGAGUGUAUUCAGGAGUGGGCAAAUAAUGUGAAUACCUGCCCCGUUGAUAGACAGGUGUUCCGCCUGAUUCUUGCCAGACAUCCCAGUGAGGACAAGGUUUAUGAGAAGAUCCCUGUUGAAGAUAAGAAUGCUCAGGAGGAAGAGGUUGAGGAAGAGCCAACGUACUGCGAGGUGUGCGGCCGUUGUGACCGGGAGGACAGACUACUGCUGUGUGAUGGCUGUGAUCUGGGGUUUCACUGUGAGUGUCUGUCGCCACCUCUGGCCGACAUCCCUGUAGAGGAGUGGUUCUGUUCCGACUGUGCCGCAGCCAACAAGGAAGGUGCAGUUGAAGAAAGUGAAGAGGAAGAUAUUGACAUCCGCCCCCGACGCCGUCUCAUUGCUCGUACUCUAGUUAGUGAAAGAGUGCGGACGCGGAUCAGGCAGACCCGUGUCGAGAGGGCAUUACGGCUGCCACCCGAACUCGUUUCCUCAUCUGAGGAAGAAGGCGUGUCUGCUGCUUCUUCAAGUCAAACAUCUGCAUCCCCUUUGAAAAAGAAAUCUCCUGUCAAACGACGAAAGAAGACCACAAGGCGGAAAACCCGUAAACGCAAGAGUCCAAAGAAGCGGAAAACUAAAUCCCCAGGCUCGAAAACAAAAAAGAAAACGGCUGGCAAACGGAGGAGGAAGAGAAAGGGAGGAAAGAAGCGAAAGCUAAAGAGAGGCAGUCCUCGUACAGCAGCUCCCGCAUCCACCACAGUCAAGUCUCGGAUCGCGGGGCGCCUGGGUCUGUCCAAGCCUCCGUCAGGUCUCUCCAUACCUAUGCAGAAGCUGCCCCAGGAGAAGACGCUAGAGCAACACCGCGCCGAGGAUGUUGGCUUCUCUAUACUCGGCCAUAAAGACGAUCUAGAUCAUUUCCAAGAUGAUGAUGUGUCACCUGAAGCUCAACCAAGUGGUAGUGGGAAGGCAGGCCGUCUCACCAAGUAUUCUGUAUUAUCAUUGAAGUCACAUCGUCCUGUUGGCAGAGUCAGAAUACCGAAAGUGUCAACCCCGUCCACCCUCGUGGUCGAGCCAGCAGCAGCAACCAGCUCCACCUUCGACAUCCUCGGCUGCAUCAUGCAGAGUCAGAGCAUCCUCAACAUGAAGAGCGGGGAUGUCACGAUAAAGAGAGACGGUUCUCUCGUUGCAAACAAGCCAGUCCCAAAGGCAGACGUUCAUCUGAAACAUAGCAACACAUUUGAGUUGAACACAUUCUCAAAGGAGAAGGAAGUUGAUGAGUACGACCCGUCUAAUCCCACAGAUGAAGAUGCAGCUGAUGUUCUGUCCUCGAAGCAAGGCCAACUGGCUCCAGCAGCCUCAAUUGGCUUUGACUACGACCCAUUUGAACCCACAGAUGACUCGCCAAGCAAACCUGAGACUGUGUAUGAUCCUUCCUUUCCUACAAACGAGGACGCAGAUAUGGGAGAAGAUGGCGCCAAGGACAGUGAAAAUGAGACGGAUACUGUUGUGAAAGAUAUUGAGGAUAAGACUGAGCAAGAUGAUGAAUGUUCUAAUCUGGACGGGGAAGAGGUGCAGGAGUCGGAGAAAACAGAUGACGAUUGUGUGAAAGAAGAUGCAUCAGAACCGGACUCCAUUCCAGGCAUCAAGAGCCAAAGUGAUAUUUUUGAGGCCAGUAGUGAGAUUACAUCUGAAGAUUCCAAGGUGUGUACUGAAGCAAAGGGGGGCGAAUGUGAUGUUGGGUCUCCGAGUGAAGUGAUGGAGUACGCCCUGGACGAUACCUCCAUGGACUCUGAAAAACCUCUGCAGAUUGAUGAAGGUGGAGAAGACGAAGACAGUCAGAAGGCAGAGGAUGGAGCUGAAGAGACUCUUGCAGAAGAGGAAGUAGAAGAAACGGAAACAAAUUCUCAAGAUGCCAAUGAGGGACAGGAGGAAGAGGUUGAGGAAGAAGUCGAGGAAGAAGUUGCCGAGAAUGAGGAAGUUGCCGAGAAUGAAGAAGUUACUGAGAAUGAAGAAGUUGCUGAGAAUGAGGAAGUUGCUGAAAAUGAGGAAGUUGCUGAAAAUGAGGAAGGAGAAGAGGUGGAGGACGAGGAUGGUGAGGAAGAAGAAGUGGAGGAGGAGGAGGAGGUUGAAGUGGAGGAGGAGGAGGAGGAAGAAGAAGAAGAACAGGAGGAAGAGGAGCAAGAGGCAGGGGGUGAUGAAGAAGGUGAGAUUGAGGAAGAGGUUCAAGCUCGGACAAUGGGGUCACAUCUAGGGGGAUGGGACACAGAUGAUUCUGACUAUGAAAUUACCCGAGAACAGGAAAACAAGGUGCCCAUUUCAGAGUUUCCACGUAUUCCUAAGAAGAGGAGUUACAGGAAUAAGGAUGCUGCUGAUGAUUUAAGGACAGUGUUGCAACGGUUAGAUGAAAAAGGCCAUGGUCACCGGGCAUAUGAAAAGAAGGAAUCUGUUCAUAAGAGUAAAAGAGACUCUGACUCCAAAGAUAGGACUUCUAAGUAUGAUAAGAGGGAAAGAGACUAUGAAAGAAGGGAUAAAGAUAGACGUGAUGAUCGAGAAGAACGAUCACGUGAUAAGCAUAGCAGAAAAGAACUGUCACGAGGUGAAUAUGAAAGUUCGUCUCGGCAUAAACGAAGGAAAGACACUAGAUCUAGAAGUAGGUCCCGAGAGAGAAAGGAUAGCUCUGGGUCACAUGACCGUAGAAGGUCAAGAUCACGUGAAAGGUCAUCUCGCAAAAAGCGUAGAGAACGGUCAUAUUCUCGUGAAAGAUCUUAUGAAAGAGAAAAAUCGCACAAGAAAAAGAGGCGUGAUCGUGAUCGUAGCCGGGAUCGUAGCAUUGAACAUAGAGGUCGUAGAAGUCGUUCUCGAUCUCACAGUCCUAGAAAAUAUUCUGAAAGAGACAGUUAUUCUAAACAAAAUCGUGAUAGUGAAAGAUCGUAUAAAAGAAAGAGUGACAGGGAAGAUUCAAGGAGUGAGUACAAGAAGAUUCGAUCUGGAGAUGAGGCUGAAAAGGAAACUACCAAGUAUUCCUCAGUGAAAGUUAAUCACAGUGCACCCAAAUUAGUGCCUGUUUCUUUCACGGAUGACCCAAUAGUUCUUAGUGAUGAUGAGGAGGAGCAGGACCAUGAAAAUAUACCUCUGCCAUCCUUCGGGCCAAGUGGAAGUGCAAAGUCCGAUUUGGCAAAGAAAAGUGAAAAUCUGGACAUCAAAGGUGAUAAGCCUGAUGCUAAAAGUGAUAAGUCAGACAGCAAAAGUGAAAGGGCUAAGAGUGACAAAUCAGCAAGUAAGAAUGAAAAGCCUAAAUCAGAGAGUGAAAAACAUGUCCGUCUUCAGUUGAAGUCGUUUGCCACUAAGAAAGUGUCGGAGCAUUUGAUUAAGCAGGGUGGUAUAUUCGGGAAGGAGCCGUCUGUGUACGACCCCGCUCACCCGACCGAUGAGGAACAGGAGACCGAGAAGGGAAUCUCAGUGGACUUUCAAGGUGCUGUGCCCAACAGUGCGUCACCCGACCUUCCGCCACAGCUCAUGCAAAAUGCUCACGGACAGGGACCUUUCAUAAGUGAGAAUGCAUUUAUUUUGACAAGUGAGCCAGGGGUUAUGCAGCCACAAAAUAUUCCUCUGCCUGCUGUGACGUUUGGGAUGCUUCAUCCCCGACUCCAACCAGGCUUGCCCCAAAGACAGAUUCUCAUGAACCCUGUUAUGUUAAAUCAGCCACCUCCGUUCACACAAACCCAGCCAGGUAGAUUUCCUCGUCUCCCGACUGGGGCGAUGCCUCGGUUUGGCUGGCAGGUGAACCCUCCUGGCGGCAUGUUGCCGCUACAGCAGAACAGAUUUGGUGCUCGUAUGCCUCCUGGCCCUGGCGGAAUGCCCCCAGGGGGUAAUGUGAUGAACGGUGGCUUCGACCCCAUGGGUCCUGACCACUCGCGUCCUCCCUUCCCACCUAACAUGCACCUCCCACCAGAUCACAAUCACCCACCUCCAGUGCAGAUGAAAAUGAACCAAAUUCGUCCUCUACUGCCGAACCCACUCAGACCACCCCCCGGACCACAGGCUCCAAAAUCACAGCUGGAACAGUUGGAAGAGAUCUCAAAAUUACUAAGUGCUCAAGCCCAGCUUGCUGCUCUUGAAAAGGACAAAUCUGGCCUUAAUUCCCCCAGUGGGAAGGGGAACGGCAUCUUUAAGGUGCCACUCCCCCCACAGCUGUUUGGCAAAGGGGCUUUACUGAAGGCGCAGGAGUCGGUGGAGACCACGGAGGUUGUGGACAUGGACAUGUCCCCGCUAGAUGACGACUGUGAGCUGGAGCUGCCCACCCCGCCCGACUGCAUGAACACCGACCCAGAUGAAAAACCCAAGAAAAGGACAGUUGACUUGAAAACUUUUAAGAAAACCGUCCAGGAGCUGUCUUCAACUCAGGAUGACCAACCGUCGUCAGCUGCGGACCUCACAAACAAGGACAAGGUACGACUGAAUGAGUAUUUGAAGAAACUGCAUCUCCAGGAGCGGGUGGUGGACGAGGUGAAGCUAGCCAUUAAACCCUUCUACAGUAGCAAGAAGAUCAAUAAGGACGAAUAUAAGGAGAUUCUCAGGAAGGCUGUGCCAAAGGUGUGCCAUAGCAAGAGUGGAGAUGUGAACCCUGUAAAGAUCAGGGCACUUGUCGAUGCAUAUGUUAGCAAAGUGCGCAAAGGUCGGAAACCACACAAAGAAGUAAAGAAGAAAUCCAAAGAUGAUUCAAAAGCAAAUGGUGAAAGACUAAAGGGGAAACCAUCUCGAUAGCAUUAAAUUAUUGUAUCAUAUAUUGGUGUAGCAAAUAAAUGUGUGAGUGCUCGGUGACAUAUGAUAAGACUGCCUCUCACCUAUGUGACAUCUUGGACUCGUCCAUUGCUGUGAUGUGAUCAGUCUACAUGGUAUUCGAGGGGGUGACAGGCAUCUGUUGGGCAGUCACCGUGGAACCUGCCAAUAUCAUGGACUGUUAUUGCCUGUUUGGUCACAUCGUAUACCAUGGUGAAACUGUGUGUGUGUAAAUAUAUAUAUAUAUAUAAAUCAAUGUUGAUGCCAUUCAUCCAGAAAGAUACUGUACAGCACAACUGCAGUGUAAAUUCAUCAGUUCCUGUAACCAUGGUAACGGAUUGGUUUAAGACUUUAUCCAGUGUGGAACUAGACCGACUGAAAACUGUGGAGUGAAAGUAUGUUAGUUUUGUGCAAAAACAUUCUUGCAAUUUCAUUUAGAUAAUCAAUCAUUGUUAAUAUUAUUACUUGGAGUUGUUUUAUAGAAAGCAUGUUACCAUGUGAGACAUGUGAGAUAAAUAGAUUUAUCACCUAUCAUUGUUACCUGCAGGGUCACGUGACCUCCAUUUCCAGGGCAUGAAAGCAUGGCUACAUAUCAGUUUGUUGAUGAAGUUUGUCUGUUUGCUUCUCCUGGGCACAACAACUUUAUUCAUGUUCAAGUUAUCCUGACUCUAGCUACCACAGGUCCCGUUCCACGAAGCGAUCUUAGCGCUAAGGUGAUCCCAACUCCCAUGCUUCAACAAGGGCGUAUGAUGAUCACGGGGCUAGGAUCCCAUUCUUUGUGGAAGUGGCAACAUACUUAGUGGAUAAACAUUUAAAUAGCAGUGGCCUGGGAUUUUCAUUUGAAACUUGAUUUUAGUCACAUUUCGAACAUUUCGAAAAUAUAUUUCAUACAAGAAGAUCCUUUUUUUAGCCCAUCAGAUGUGUUAUAUCUGCUUCACUCUAGCAGUUUAUCUUAGUUAUCUAACAGCAGCGCAAAUAUUGAAUUGAUAUUUCUUCGCUGAAUUGUAAUUCAUUAAACGAUUCCAGGCCAGUUGGUCAAUAGGGAUUUUGAACACACGUUUCUAAUCAGCAAUCACAACUCAUGUAUGAAUGGAUUCUACUUAAGUGUGAGUUUUUUACAAAAGUUUUCAAUCAUGCCCAUCUGAUGUUCAUCCAGCGCUUAUUGAAUCAUGCAAGCUGAUACGUGUAAGUAGCAUCAGGAAGUGAACUCGUGUAACUUAAUGGACUCUUUGACGUCUCCAUUGACACUUUCCAUGGUGUCGAACAAAAAGAUUUGUAUCCUUUGCCGUGUUGUGAAAAUGGCAGCUCAUGGUUAUGACACAGUCAGCAAGUUUAUCAUCCAAUUUCAUCAUGGUCAGAGGGAAUUGAAGACUGAAAGGGACCUUGCAUAUACUGGCAGCUCGUAACUUAAAUAUGCAUGUCUUGUCGUCAUAGUAACCGUGUUUCUGGAGGAAGGUGGUCCGAUACCUUGACAGAUCCACCAACAUCAUUCAUUAUCAUUUCAUGGAAUUGAAUGACAAAUACUUUUAUCAGCUGACAUUAAAUUCACCUGAAUAUUAAUUGAGGAUAUGUCCUUUCUGAAAAUACAAACAAUUGGCCAUCUGGCUACACAUUUUUCACAUUGUAGGGCGGUGCCGCUUUUACAGAUAUAAUUAAAUAUGGCCGCAGCUGCAGCCAUAUUAAUUUGUCACAUGGGCAAAUACUCCAACAUUUCAGGAUGGAUCACAACCUGAAGUCUUUUGUGAGUUGUAUGAUUGAAAAAUUUGAUAUAAAUUUCAAACAUUCAAAUGAGAUGCAUGGCUUUAUUUUCCCAUUUGGUUUUUAGAGCCCAGAUUUUAAACAUUUCUUUUAAUACGAGGGAAAUUACCCACUGAUUAAGUAUUUAUCGAUGGGGGAUACACAAAAAUAUGAAGCUUGUCAUCCAUACUGUGUCUGAAGUCUCACAGCUCAGGAAACUCUCUGCUUUAUCAGCCAAACCUUCACAUCAGUUCCAGAUGCUUCCAGCUUAUGUAAUGCAAUGGAAGGCUUCCGUAGUCUGAUGACGACCGAGUUUGUGUCACGCUGCAUUGUAUAGACUCCACAUGUCAGGGUCUAUCAUCAUUCCAGUCUUACUAACAUAGACAGCCUUCGUUCACCAUCACUAAACGUGUAGACACAAUGGUGCUCGCGCCGUCAGUAGGGUCAUCAUAGGAGUCAGGGUUAGAGUAUGGGAGUUAAGACAGGUGUACUGUAAAAGAUUGCUCUAUGAAAUUGAGGCCUAUAUGAAGUCUGGAUACGUUUUGACAUUUUUACAAAUUCCUAUCAAGUCGUGAAAACAUUUGCCAUUUGUUUAUGAAUUGUCUGUUAAAAGUGAGAGAUUUAUUCUGUUUUGAGCUAUAUUCGUAGUAACGUACGAGUAGACAGACAUGCCAGUAUAUCGUCAUGGUCCAAGGUAGUUCUUCAUCCUUCCCAUGCCUUCCAUUCCUGAGACGUUUAAUCUUCCAAGACUUUCUUUAAUUCCCUGGCUUUUGUGUGUGAUUGCUUCUAGUGACAUGCCCUCAGUUGGUGUGGAGUGUAGCUGUAGAGAAAGUGUUCUGUACAAAUAUUGCAUUCUUUUCUUAGUAAAGUGUUGUGUUCAAACUAAAUGCAGCCUCUCAGAGGAAGGCUCAAGUCAGGGGAUGAAUAAAUAAGAUGUUAAACAAUGAAACAUUGAUAUUAGUCACCUUUAUUGUAUUCGAACUAGUCUUUUAACACGAUAUCCUGAAAUGUUCCUGAUUCCUUUGCACAACGUUCAGCUUUUGCUGUCUUUUCAAGAUAGGAUUUUGUGGACAGAAGCAGACUAGGGAGCGCACAUAACCUGAUGAAACUUGGUUUGUGGCGUGUAACUUAUUGUACAUUAUUGGGUAUUAGCCAAAGUCCAAGGAUUCUUUCUGGACAAUCAAGGAAGUAAACUCAAAAUGUGUAUUUUUUAAAAAUCAUCGUAUAUAUUUUUUAGAAAGUGUUAAAACGUAAACAUAAUCGAUGAUGGUUCUUGUGGAGCAGUGCUUAUUUAUCUAUUUAUGGGAAUUAAGAUGUUUGAAAGUAAUGCGAUUCUUAAUUCCAUUUUCAAGAUAAUCAUUAACUUAGAGACAUGUUCAGAUUUUACCAAUUUCAAUUGAAUAAAGGUAUGGGACUAAUAAUUUCAAGGUGGAGUUGGGAAUGCGUCGGCUGAUACGAAUGUGCUGGUGGCUAAUACCCCAUAAUGUGAGAUAGCAGACAUUUGUGGUUUGUGUUCUUCUCUCAUUAUCUCACCCUCACAUUUAAAUAAACCAAGAUGCUAAAACGCUGUUAGAAAUAGCUGGUCUAUUAUCAACUGUCAGUUUGAUUCUGACCUUGAAAGGAUCUUGUAAGAACCUGUAUUGUUUUUGUCAUGGCUAUUGAAAAUCGCAAAUCAUGACUUUAAUUGGAGACAGUGCAAAUAUUUUUGAAUGCAUUUAUACCUGUCUUUAAGGUUGCUUCUGAGUUUGUGAAGAAUGACGUUCAGAAAAAUUUAAGUGAAGCACGUUAUUCAUUUGAUUACUCUGUUCAGGUUUAUGUGUUUCACGGUCAGAUUUAUAGAAUGUUUUUAAAAGUAUUUACCAUUAUUUUGUGGGUCUUUGUUGAUACAGCAUAUAUAGCGACAGGAUUAUGUCAGUCUCAGCUACCGACGUAUUUGGUAGAACAGAAAACAAGGAUAAUUCUUGUCUGUUGUUUGCCCAGAUCAUGUACAACAUUAAUUUUCUUCAUAAGGAAAAGACAUUGGUAUUCCAUCAAUUUGUGUAAGGGUAAGUACGUUGUCAGUUUGCCAUUUUAUGAAGACAAGCAAUGUCCAGAUCAAGAAUUAUUCCCGAACCAAAGGAUAGAAAACCUGUCGGAGAUAUUGAGAAAAGGUUGUGCUUGUGGGUUUCUAUGCAUUGGAAUAGGACAUAUUCUGACGGUUUUAUCAGGCUUGUUGCCUCUAAAGUCUGACAGUAUUUAUUGUAGAGAUUUAACUGUUUCUAUGGUGAGACAAAGUCUGCUACUCUGUACUUCUUGAACCACAACCAGGGGUACAAAUUUAUCGCGGCAUACAAGACAACAAGUAACAAAAACCGUGAAAAACAGGUUUCUACCCACUGGGCUUGAUGAGCCCUGGGUCUGCUGGGUAGGAAUUACCACAUUUGGUAGGAUGGAUGAAUGAAAUUCUUCACAAAUAUCAAGCAAGUGUUAGGUUUAGUUUAUUGUGUGGUCCCUCACUCUAACACAUACUAUGGGUGACGUAUAGGAUUUGUUCAUAAUGAACAUGUAAAAAUCAUGAAUAUAUAUUAGAAAAUACGAAUUGUCAGAUCACUCGCAAACAUUGCCAAAACACCGCAUCCCUGCCUCUUGUACUCUGAACAUAAAUAAUCAUCAUAGGUUUAUGGGGAGCAGAAUCAUUCAGCUUUUGUCUCUCAGAAUGAAAUCACACUUUCUGUGUUGCCUCUAUGAAGAGCUCAGACCCCAUAGGCUGAUACCAAGGGGGUCCAGGGAGUCCGGAUCACCCUUUUUGAAAACGAAAUGUAGAAGACAACCUCCCCCACCCUCCCCACGUGUUUUUACUGUGUACUUUUAAACCUCACAAAUUGAUAUGUCCAGCUCAUUUGAGGAAAUAUGAUGUGUUAUCCUGCCCAUUAAGUUCUGGGCUUUGUCAGUUGAGUGAGUUGGGUUUUAUGCUGCUUUUAGCAAUACUCAAGCUAUAUCACAGCCGGGGGACACCAAAAAUGGGCUUCACACAUUGUACCCAUGUGGGGAAUGGAACCCAGACCUUUGGCAUGAUGAGCAAACGCUUUAACCACUAAGCUACCCGACUGCCCCUUCAUCAGUGGAAUUUGUGAUGAUGAUGAUGUGUUUGGAAAUGUUUGUCAAAAAUUGCUUAUUUUGCAAAUUGCCUCUGAGGCUGAGGUAGUCUGACGUGUUGUAUUGGCAGUGUUGUGUUGGCUGUGUGUUAUGGUGAGGGACUUUUGUAUAUGGAUUGUGCUAUAGUACAUGUUCUUCUCUCAUGUCUACAUGCAAUAAACAUGAUCAACCCA